AUGACAUUUGAUCACCAUGCAUGGCAAAAUGCUAAAACAGAACGUGGAAAUAACGGAAAUAUUUCCCGUAAUCUUCCAACUAUUACACGUAAUGGUACUGCUUAUCAGGGAUGCGGGGUACGAGAUGUAGAGUACGGAAUGCGGAGUACGGAAUGUGGGAUACGGGGUAUGGAGAAGAAUGGAUUUGUUAAUUAUAAGAAAUUAGCAAAUGGAAAAAAGCGCGAUACAGGAUGCAGGAUACGGGAUGCGGAAUGCGGGAUGCGGGAUACGGGGUGCGGAAUACAGGGUGCGAGGCAGAAUAGAUGA
Cercopithifilaria johnstoni is the source of this 306-nucleotide messenger RNA. The record is from the annotation of a GenBank genome assembly. NCBI's taxonomy places the organism in Eukaryota, Metazoa, Nematoda, Chromadorea, Rhabditida, Onchocercidae.